AUGGCCAACUUCCACUUGCCCAACAACAUCGUAUUGAUGAUCCUGAACUGUGUAGUCGCCAAGCCUGCCACGAAGCACCUGCCACGUGAAUUUUCAAAGGCUGGCGGUGCCGAUCAUCUGCUCGAGCGCAGGAAUUCGGUGCAUUUGUUUCGAAUCGGGAUCCCAACAAUCCAAGUUUGGUACCAGCCCUAG
Molecule: messenger RNA, 192 nt
Organism: Kickxella alabastrina
Lineage: Eukaryota; Fungi; Kickxellomycota; Kickxellomycetes; Kickxellales; Kickxellaceae
Exons: 2
Coding region: 1-192 (63 amino acids)
Source: RefSeq, a predicted model, not a curated record